Messenger RNA from Eriocheir sinensis (Chinese mitten crab), 2859 nucleotides. It is a transcript of the gene inc, whose product is annotated as BTB/POZ domain-containing protein KCTD5-like. The coding region runs from base 37 to 720 and encodes 227 amino acids. Gene Ontology annotation, cellular component: cytoplasm; Cul3-RING ubiquitin ligase complex. Gene Ontology annotation, molecular function: cullin family protein binding. The transcript is spliced from 4 exons. Gene Ontology annotation, biological process: protein homooligomerization; proteasome-mediated ubiquitin-dependent protein catabolic process. The record is from RefSeq and is a predicted model, not a curated record. NCBI's taxonomy places the organism in Eukaryota, Metazoa, Arthropoda, Malacostraca, Decapoda, Varunidae.
GCGCGUAGCCAGUUGUAAUGUUUACAAUCGUCAAACAUGGCGGCGCCUCCCCGAACAGAUGAUUCUUUACAUGUCAACGGCGAGGCGCCAGGACAAACCAGGCCGCGGGAAUGGAUAAGAUUAAACGUGGGAGGCACACACUUUCUCACCACGAGAACAACACUCUGCAGGGACCCAGCGUCCUUCCUGUGCCGCCUGGUGCAGGAAGACCCGGAGCUCAGCACGGACAAGGAUGAAAGUGGUGCCUACUUAAUCGACAGAGAUCCUACGUACUUUGGUCCUGUGUUGAAUUAUUUAAGACAUGGGAAAUUAGUAAUAAACAAGGACUUAGCAGAAGAAGGUAUUUUAGAAGAAGCAGAAUUCUACAACAUCACAGAAUUAAUUAGGUUAGUUAAAGAGAGAAUCAUCCAAAGAGAUAACCGACCACCCAAAGCCAGCAAGAAACACAUGUACAGGGUCCUACAGUGCCAUGAAAAUGAGGUGGCACAGCUCGUCUCAACCAUGUCUGAUGGAUGGAAAUUUGAACAGUUGAUCAACAUUGGAUCUCAGUACAGCUAUGGAAGUGAAGACCACACUGAAUUUUUGUGUGUAGUCUCAAGAGAAUAUUCAACGUCAGGAUCCAAUCAGUGUGCUACUGAUCGACCAGACCAUAUUGACAUCCACAACUCCAAGGAUUGUAGGAAACUCAACUUUAUGUAUAAUUUAUCUGGAUCACCAUAGAGGCCUUCUCUUUGCUUCGUACCAACUGCCGAUGUUGUCAAAGCUAUGGGUUGAUGUGUUUGUACCAUGGAUAGUGGUAAAAAGCUGUUGAGCAUAAUCUUGAACUGAUAUUUCAAAUCCACAGCAUGUAUAGUAAGUUAACAGAAAUUUGAUAUCAUUUGGAUAUAUGCCUUUUCUGCAUUUCAAGAUCUCGUGCAUGCCUCAAGAAUAUACCAUUUAUUUUGUUAUUUCCACAUAAAAAAAAAUUAAGUUUAUCCCUAUCCUACCUCAUCCUUCAUCUAUCAUAUGAGGUGGUGUACUCAAUUUUCUGCAAGUAACCAUAUAUUAUUCAAAUUAUGCUCAAUCAUUAGUUCUGUGUAGCUACCUAACAUUACCACUUCCAUCGAGUCAACACUCACCAUAUGCUGCUUCAGGGUUACUCUAUGCCCAAUUCUCUGAUGUGCCUGAGACAGCUUGCCAGGUAUUGUCUCUAAUGAGUCAACACGCACAAAGUGUCGCUUUAGGAUUGCAAUAUGCACAGGUGUCUUAUGUGACCAAGUCAGGGUAACUUUUGAGCCUAUUUCUAUUUCUCACUGGGUUCAACUCUGUCUUGAUAUCAUAACAGGACAAACAGCAAAUGCUUCCAAAGUGGCAGUAGUUUUCAUACUCUUGCUUGCCUUACCUGUUAAUAUAGGAGGAAAAGUUUUGACUACAUUUUGUACAUUUAACAAACAUUUUGAACACUUUAAUCAGCCUCCUUCAACCAUGAAGCUAAUGUUAUUAUAUAAGUGGAAUAUUGUUAAGUGAUCUUUAUGAGCAUUUAACAGUAUUGUGUGUUUUCUAUGGAUAGAAUGUUGUUGAUAAAUUAUUAUGGUCCUAUUUUCUGUACUCAUCAUGUCACAAUUUUAAGCUGUCACCUGAGACACAUUAGUGCUUACACAUGAUCUGAAGAAAUUGUGGUUGCUCAAAAUCAAAGACUACAAUGACAUUUGACAAUUUUUUAAUAAUUUCAACAACAAUAAAACUAUAUUAAAAAUUGAUGUACAUAAUUUUUUAACAUACGUAUUGAGCCCUUGAUGAAAAUGAUGUGUAUAAAUUUAAUUGUUACCAGACCGACACUUUUUAGUAGUACACAUAUUUCAUUCAAUGUGUUCUAUAUUAGUGUUUUCUUACACCAUCAGCAGCUUUUAACUGUAUUACACAGAACAUAUUUGAAUUGCUAAAUUUCACUCCUGAGUAUCUAUAACUUUAUACACGUUUUUAAUGCCCUUCAGAAAUACUUUUGAGGUUUUGAUUAGUGUGUGUAUGUUACUUGAAAAAAUUAUUUUUAAGACAGUUUUCCAUUUUGAAAGUCUUAUACUACAUGCAGAGUUAGGACUUAUGUAGACACCUGUAAUUAUAAUUCAUCAUUCAUGUAUAGAAGUUCAUUGAUACAUUUAAAUAUGUAUGAUUGUUUAGAAUUAAUGAGAAAUUAAAUAUACAUGACCUUAUAAGCAUAUAGACUUCCUUCAUCUAUUCAUAAUUAUUGACUUUGAUACUGUUCUAUUUUUUUAAAACAAGCACUACUUCCCAAAUACUGGCCAAAGAUUUUGGUGGUAGUAUGCUCUUUGCAGAAAAGAUGUUUUCUUAGUGUUUUCUUGAAUCUAGUUGAAACAAUCCUCAGUGGAGGCAAAUAUUUACUUUUUUUUAUUUAUUUAUUUUUUUAUAGUUCCUGAUUACAACAAAAAAUAACUAUAAAUAAUCUAUAAAGAAAUUACUGAAUUCAUACAAACACGUUUAUUACUUUAAGAUUAAAUUGUCAUCAGUGAGGGAAACACAAAACUAGUUAGAGUACUGGUGGCUGUAGGUUUGAUAAUAUCUUCUGAGUGAGAAGUAAGUGCUGAAGCCUGGGAAUGCUAUCAACAGAGGUGGUUGUGAAUAAGGGCAUUUAAUCCUUUGGUAUUUGACAAGGAAAUAUUUUCCUUGAACUAAAAUAACUUUUCUAUUGACUGGAGAACUUGUUUCAAGGAGUUUCUCUUGAGAUUGCUCCCAGAGUGCUGCAUAUUCCACUGCAGAAGAUAACCUGUCCUAUUUUGGGGCCUAAAAGUCUGGAAAAUUCCAUGUGUAUAAACGUCAAUCCUGUUUCUUUUUUUUCUUUUUAGGAAUAACAUAUGAACAUCA